This is a messenger RNA of Gasterosteus aculeatus aculeatus (three-spined stickleback), 2637 nucleotides long. It is a transcript of the gene rap2aa, whose product is annotated as RAP2A, member of RAS oncogene family a. Gene Ontology annotation, biological process: signal transduction. Gene Ontology annotation, cellular component: membrane. Gene Ontology annotation, molecular function: GTPase activity; GTP binding. Lineage: Eukaryota; Metazoa; Chordata; Actinopteri; Perciformes; Gasterosteidae. The record is from RefSeq and is a predicted model, not a curated record.
CUUUCUGGGUUAUUUUUUUUUACUGCCUUGGUACGGAAGCCGAGCAGGGACCAGUCGGUUACGCAGCGGCCACGGGUUUCCACAGCCGAGGGUAUGGCGGCUGUGAACGCGCCGGAGAGGAGGGAGACGUAACGGAGACGCUGAAAAAGAAAACAAAGCGACGCAAGUCCUUUAAUUAAGCGGAGAAAAUCCUCCUCGUCAGCGCUGCUUCCCCCGCGGCGGCGUCCGGCUGCAACGACCGCGUCUGCACUUCAUUCCCGGGGGGCUGAGCCAGUGUUUCUCCUCUGCCCUCGAUGGAGCAAGUUUGUGUGCGUGCGCGCGUGUGUGUUUUCCCUUAUUUUCUUCCUGAUGCACAGUGAGCGGUGCGUUUAGGCAGAUGAAAACCACGCACGCACCGCAUCACCGCGCGACAUCUCCUUCCUAAUGGACAAUCGCAUUCUGGUGAUGCCCGUGUAGCAGUCGGUGUCUGGCCCGCACGGUGGUGGUUGGGGGGGGGUCUAUACAAUGAAAUCCAUCACCGGGGCACCGAGUCUUUGUGCUCUGUCGUAGCCGAGCCCAGCGGGGGGGCGACCCGCGCCGCGUUAUCGAGCGCCCGUUCAACGAUGCGACCGCGGAUCGUCAAGUGAUUUCGUGCGCGGACAUUCGACGCCCUGCGACUCGAUUUAAUCCGCGAUGCGCGAGUACAAGGUGGUGGUGCUGGGCAGCGGUGGGGUCGGAAAGUCCGCCCUCACCGUGCAGUUCGUCACUGGGACUUUCAUCGAGAAGUACGACCCCACCAUAGAGGAUUUCUACCGCAAGGAGAUCGAGGUGGACUCCUCGCCCUCCGUGCUGGAGAUCCUCGACACCGCCGGCACCGAGCAGUUCGCCUCCAUGCGGGACCUUUACAUCAAAAAUGGUCAAGGGUUCAUCCUGGUCUACAGCCUGGUCAACCAGCAGAGCUUCCAGGACAUCAAGCCGAUGAGGGAUCAGAUCAUCAGAGUGAAAAGGUACGAGAAGGUUCCCGUGAUCCUGGUGGGGAACAAGGUGGACCUGGAAAGCGAGAGGGAGGUGUCGUCCAGCGAAGGCCAGGCCCUGGCCGAGGAGUGGGGGUGCCCCUUCAUGGAGACCUCGGCCAAGAGCAAAACCAUGGUGGACGAACUGUUCGCCGAGAUCGUUCGGCAGAUGGACUACGCCGCCCAGCCGGACAAGGACGACCCUUGCUGCUCCUCUUGCACUAUACAAUAGCGCCGGGGGAGGAGGGGGGACCGCCGGGCCGGGCCGGGCCGGGCCGGGCCGGGCCGCAAGGGAACCCGCAGGAAACUACGCCGGCCCGCCGAGAGUCCCGCGCACACUCGCACAUGCCAGUUAAGACGGUUGAACGCAAUGGAUUUGAACUCUGCGGAGCAUCAAAUCUGCAGAGGCAGGUUCAUUAAUAAAGACACGUGAGCAAAGAAUACACAUUGAACAAGGAAUGCCAGGAAUUUGGAAUGGAGGAAGAAAAAAAAAAAGGACCGUGCCCCUCGCCUUAUGUUACUCUCUCUGUUGUUCGGGUUUGUCUUUUGUCCUUUAGAGUCGAGGGGGGAAGAUCAUCAGCGAACAAUCACAGAUUGAGACGUUUACUCUUUAGGUUGUUGUAUGAUUCGUCAUAAGUUUCUCCUGGUUUUAAACAAAGCGUUUUUCAAGUAGCUACUGUACACAGUCAAUAACAGAUUUCUGGUAACACGUUGUUUUGAAAUAAUAAUGAGGAUUUACAUCAGUUUAUUGUGUGCAUUGGUGGAUGGAGUUUUUUCUACUCAUCACAGGGCUGAACCAAAGAGGUGACCCGAAAGCGCCUCCUUUUUCUUUAUAUAUUUUCUUUCUGUUGUUAAAAAGAAUUGGGAGUGAAACUGGUAGAAACGUCAGUGUCUUUCGCGACACGUUGGUGCAGUCAUAUCUUUCCUAUUUUCUCGCUUUGAGAUAUAAUAGCAGAGUCUUUAACAUAUCGUGUGAUGUUUCGUGUUCCCCUGGGAGACUCUCGCAGCAGAUUGCCGGGUAGUAAUAGAGUUUACUGCUUCUUCCUGAUGGGACAGAGAUUUAGUCUGUUCAGUCUUUGAAUAUCUCUCCAGACGAUGUCUCUCGGACCUUUUUCAGGAAUGGGUGACAUUUAAAGUGAAGUUGCCAACAUUUGUCAUACUUUACGUAUUCUUUUCUCUCCACGGAGCAAUAUGAAACUGGGUGCUCGAGAGUUUCAACAUCCUAAUCUCAUUCUGUGUGUGCUCAAAGUAUUCAAAUCCGUAGUAAGAAAUAGUGGCGGGGGGGAGAAUAACUAUAAUAAAUGGUAGUGUAAAUAUUUUGUAUUGAAAGUGCCAGCUCCUGUGAAGACACCGACUCAACGCGAGUGGACCCGUGUGCGUGGACAGUGAGCGGAAACAGGACUCUGGUCGUUUCAGAUAAAUAUAGGCUGUAAAAAUGUGCAAACCAAACACAUACAUGUCUGGAUCCGGACGCCGUCUCAACCGUACAUCUGUGCCGCCACGGGAACCAGGCUUUUCCCCGUGUGACCAUUUUCAUUGUUGAUUUUAUAUUUUUUUAUAUGUGACCAUUUACUCUUUAUUCCCUCUCUGAAUGGUGACACUGUUACAUUUGACACCUUAAACAAUAAAAGUGUGUCAAACUCUU